Capsella rubella is the source of this 738-nucleotide messenger RNA. RefSeq names its product 40S ribosomal protein S13-2. The transcript is spliced from 5 exons. The coding region runs from base 93 to 548 and encodes 151 amino acids. Gene Ontology annotation, cellular component: ribosome; cytosolic small ribosomal subunit; nucleolus. Lineage: Eukaryota; Viridiplantae; Streptophyta; Magnoliopsida; Brassicales; Brassicaceae. Gene Ontology annotation, biological process: translation. Gene Ontology annotation, molecular function: structural constituent of ribosome; small ribosomal subunit rRNA binding. The record is from RefSeq and is a predicted model, not a curated record.
UCUCUUUCUCUUAUCAACGGAAAUUAGGGUUUCUGUUUGUCAUCUUCGGCAGUCAGUCUCACAGAAGAAAGAAAGUGUGAGAAUCUGUCACCAUGGGUCGUAUGCACAGUGGAGGAAAGGGUAUUUCAGCUUCUGCGUUGCCGUACAAGAGAACGUCUCCGAGCUGGCUCAAGACUACCUCUCAGGAUGUUGAUGAAUCAAUCUGCAAAUUUGCCAAAAAGGGGCUGACCCCUUCACAGAUUGGUGUUAUUCUCCGUGACUCUCACGGUAUUCCCCAGGUCAAGAGUGUUACUGGAAGCAAAAUCCUUAGGAUACUCAAAGCCCAUGGCCUUGCUCCUGAGAUCCCUGAGGAUCUGUACCACCUUAUUAAGAAGGCUGUUGCCAUCCGCAAGCAUCUCGAGAGGAACAGAAAGGACAAGGAUUCCAAGUUUAGGCUCAUCUUGGUUGAGAGCAGGAUUCACCGCCUCGCUCGCUAUUACAAGAAGACCAAGAAGCUCCCUCCCGUCUGGAAGUAUGAAUCCACAACCGCUAGCACCCUUGUUGCUUAAGCUGAAGUAGGUUCAGCUUUUGUGAGGAGGAAGAUUCUACAUGUCUGUUGCUUCUCUUUUGUUUUGAUGAAUUCUGAACUUUUUUAGUCUUCUUCAUUUGUCAGGAUUUGAUAUGUGUUUGCCUCCUCUUUUUAUUGAAUCUUAUGCUACCCCUACUUUUUAAGAGAAUCAUAUGAUCAUGAAGUAACAA